Messenger RNA from Aplosporella prunicola CBS 121167, 3000 nucleotides. RefSeq lists its product as uncharacterized. The coding region runs from base 1 to 3000 and encodes 999 amino acids. The transcript has 5 exons. The record is from RefSeq and is a predicted model, not a curated record. Gene Ontology annotation, molecular function: P-type calcium transporter activity; ATP binding; ATP hydrolysis activity. Gene Ontology annotation, cellular component: membrane. NCBI's taxonomy places the organism in Eukaryota, Fungi, Ascomycota, Dothideomycetes, Botryosphaeriales, Aplosporellaceae. Gene Ontology annotation, biological process: calcium ion transmembrane transport; intracellular calcium ion homeostasis.
AUGGAAUGUGCCUAUGUGCGCUCGCCGCGCGACGUCCUGGCCCAUUUCCAGGUCGAAGAAGCCACCGGCCUGUCCAACGACCGCGUAACCACCUCUCGCGAAAAGUACGGCAAGAAUGCUCUACCUGAAGACCCUCCCACGCCCCUGUGGGAGCUUGUGCUCGAACAAUUCAAGGACCAGCUGGUCCUGAUCCUGCUCGGUUCGGCCGCCGUCUCGUUCGUUCUGGCUCUGUUUGAAGAAGGCGAUGAUUGGACUGCCUUCGUGGAUCCUGUCGUGAUUCUUACCAUCCUUAUCCUCAACUCCAUCGUCGGUGUCUCUCAGGAGAGCAGCGCCGAGAAGGCCAUCGCCGCCCUCCAGGAAUAUUCUGCCAACGAGGCCAAAGUCGUCCGGGACGGUGAGAUCAAGCGCAUCAAGGCCGACGAACUUGUCCCCGGCGAUGUCAUCUCCGUUUCGGUUGGCGACCGCAUCCCCGCGGACUGCAGGCUCCUUUCUAUACAAAGCAACAGCUUCAGCGUCGACCAGUCCAUUCUGACUGGUGAGAGCGAAAGCGUGGGAAAGCGCGCGGAUGCGAUCAAGGACACCGAUGCUGUCAAGCAAGACCAGGUCAACAUGCUUUUCUCGGGCACAACCGUCGUUACCGGACAUGCUACCGCAAUUGUGGUCUUGACUGGCGGCAACACGGCAAUUGGUGAUAUCCACGAGAGCAUCACGGCGCAGAUCUCGGCGCCGACUCCCUUGAAGGAGAAGCUCAACGAUUUUGGUGACAUGCUCGCCAAGGUCAUUACGGGUAUUUGUAUCUUGGUCUGGGUCAUCAACAUCAGGAACUUUAACGAACCGGCGCAUGGCGGUUGGACCAAGGGUGCCAUUUACUACCUCAAGAUCGCCGUGUCGCUUGGUGUCGCCGCUAUUCCCGAAGGUCUCGCUGUUGUAAUUACUACUUGUUUGGCUUUGGGCACGCGCAAGAUGGCCGCUAAGAACGCAGUCGUCCGCAGCCUGCCCUCUGUUGAGACACUGGGCAGUUGCAGCGUCAUCUGCUCCGACAAAACAGGUACUCUUACAACCAACCAGAUGAGCGUCAACAAGGUUGUCUUUGUUGGCGAAGAUGGUGCGAGUUUGGAUGAAUUUGAUGUUGAAGGCACGAGCUUUGCCCCUGAAGGUGUCAUGUCUUACCAGGGCAAGCCUCUCGAGUCUCCGGCUAGCAACUCUACAGUCUUGGCUCAAUUGACUGAAGUUGCGGCGCUUUGCAACGAGGCCAAGCUCUCCUUCGACGAAAAGAAUGGCACGUGCAACAACGUUGGAGAACCGACCGAGGGUGCACUCCGUGUCCUUGUCGAGAAGAUCGGAACACCGCACGCGGACCUCAACGCGACCAGGAGCAGCAUUCCCAUUCACCAACGGCUCCACUGGGCUAGCAAGCAUUAUGAGGAUCAGGCGCGCACUCUGGCUACCUAUGAGUUCUCGAGGGACCGCAAGAGCAUGUCCGUCCUUGUUGACAACGGAGACUCUCAACGCCUCCUUGUCAAGGGUGCCCCCGAAUCGAUUUUGGACAGGUGUACUCACGUUUUGGUCGGACAACAGGGCAAGAAGGUCCAACUUAACGACAGCCUGUCCAGCAUCAUCUCCAAGCAAAUUGUUAGCUAUGGUAACCGCGGUCUUCGUGUCAUCGCUCUCGCGUCCGUCGAUGACGUCGCCUCGAACCCGCUUCUCAGAUCCGCUACAACCACCAAGGAGUACAUGCAGCUCGAACAGAACAUGACUUUGAUCGGUCUCACCUGUAUGCUCGAUCCCCCUCGCCCCGAAGUUGCUGCCUCGAUUAGGAAGUGCGUUCGGGCUGGUAUUCGGGUUGUUGUCAUCACUGGCGACAACCAAAACACGGCCGAAACCAUUUGUCGCCAAAUUGGCGUUUUUGGCGAAAAUGAGGACCUCACUGGCAAGAGCUACACUGGCAGGCAGUUUGACGAUCUAAGUGAGUCCGAGAAGCUGCAUGCCGCAAAGAACGCCUCGCUCUUUUCGCGCACGGAGCCCUCGCACAAGUCCAAGCUUGUCGAUCUUCUUCAAUCUGCUGGCGAGGUUGUUGCCAUGACUGGUGACGGCGUGAAUGACGCUCCGGCAUUGAAGAAAGCAGAUAUUGGUGUUGCCAUGGGUUCUGGCACUGAUGUGGCCAAGCUUGCGGCCGACAUGGUUCUGGCCGAUGAUGACUUCGCCACCAUUGAGGCUGCUGUCGAGGAGGGCCGCUCCAUCUACAGCAACACUCAGCAGUUCAUCCGCUACCUGAUUUCCUCCAACAUCGGCGAAGUCGUUUCCAUCUUCCUCACCGCAGCGGCAGGCAUGCCCGAGGCGCUGAUCCCCGUCCAACUUCUGUGGGUGAAUCUCGUCACCGACGGUCUUCCUGCCACCGCUCUUUCCUUCAACCCGCCUGACCACGACGUCAUGAAGCGGCCUCCGCGUAAGCGGGACGAGGCGCUGGUCGGUGGUUGGCUGUUCUUCCGUUAUAUGGUAAUUGGCACAUACGUUGGUAUCGCUACUGUCGGCGGCUACGCCUGGUGGUUCAUGUUCAACUCGGAGGGCCCGCAAAUCACUUUCUACCAACUGAGCCACUUCCACCGGUGCUCGACCGGGUUCCCGGAGAUUGGCUGCCAGAUGUUCUCGAAUGACAUGGCCAAGUCGGCAAGCACCGUGAGCUUGUCCAUUCUGGUCGUCAUCGAGAUGCUCAACGCUAUGAACGCACUGUCGAGCAGCGAAUCUCUGCUCACGCUACCGCUGUGGGAGAAUAUGAUCUUGGUGUACGCCAUCACACUCAGCAUGGCACUGCACUUUGCCCUGCUGUACAUUCCGUUCUUGCAGUCUCUGUUCAGCAUCGUGCCGCUCGACUUGAAUGAGUGGAAGGCGGUGCUGCUGAUCAGUCUGCCUAUCAUAUUCAUCGACGAGGGCCUCAAGUUCGUUGAGCGGGCUUUCUUCAUGCCUAAGCCUAACCAGCACGUUAAGCCGAAGAAGGAUUAA